AUGAACGCUAUAAGGCCGUCCAUCCCUCGUUUGUCCGCCUUGCUUCGCAAGAAGCCGUUUCCCAUGCCUUCUCCGGGACCACCUUUACCGCCCGGCAUUCUCGUUGAUGAAGAGAUCUCGCCAGUGUACGAUUCCAAGUACUUCUACCCAGCGAAGCCUGGAGAGGUACUCGCCGAUCGUUACCAAACCCUGGUUAAGGUUGGCUGGGGCGUGUUUUCAACAGUAUGGCUCGCGCAUGAUUUGCAAAGGCAUAUCGAAAAGCCAGAGAGUGUCGUGACACUAAAAAUCGCCAAUAACAAUGCGAGUUCCGCUGGUCAUGAGCGCGGGGUUGAAGAGCACAUUUCCGCCGCAGACCCAUCACACUGCGGCCGCUCACUUAUCCGAACAUCGUUCGACUUUUUUGAAGUUAAAGGUCCAGAAGGUUCUUAUUCGUGUCUUGUGUAUCCGCCUAUGAGGGAGCCAUUGUCCAUGUAUCAGCGGCGCUUUGACGAUAGAAAGAUGCCACUACCCCUUAUUAAAACAUACAUUCGUGCUCUUCUUACGGGGCUUGAUAAUCUUCAUAAAGAAUACAGGAUAGUUUAUACGGAUCUAAAGCUUGAAAAUAUCAUGGUCUCAUUCGAGUAUCCAACUGUGCUUGCUGAUUUCAUGAAUUCGGAGCAUGAAAAAUCGAUGGCUUUUAAGAUUGAUUCCACGGGACGGCCAGUGUAUCAGUCCCGUAAUGACUUCGGGCCACUUAAAUGUCUAAGAAGCAUACCACAGCUUGUCGACUUUGGCUUAGCAACUAGACUCGAGGAAGACGACGACUGGGGCACUUGGCCUAUUCAGCCAGACUACUAUCGGGCGCCAGAGGUGAUAUUGGGUAAUAGAUGGCAAAUGCCUACGGAUAUUUGGAAUCUUAGUUUGUGGGAUAUGAUCGAAGGCAAAGAGCUAUUUCGGCAUAUCUAUAAUCAACAAGGUCGCUACGAUGCUAAACUACACCUCGCCGAAAUGAUAGCUUUACUCGGGCCACCCCCUCCAGAGGUCAUAUAA
Messenger RNA from Penicillium hordei, 1029 nucleotides. RefSeq lists its product as uncharacterized. Lineage: Eukaryota; Fungi; Ascomycota; Eurotiomycetes; Eurotiales; Aspergillaceae. Bases 1 to 1029 code for a protein of 342 amino acids. Gene Ontology annotation, biological process: regulation of mRNA processing; spliceosomal complex assembly; protein phosphorylation. The record is from RefSeq and is a predicted model, not a curated record. Gene Ontology annotation, molecular function: ATP binding; protein kinase activity. The transcript is spliced from 4 exons.